Messenger RNA from Oldenlandia corymbosa var. corymbosa, 2870 nucleotides. NCBI's taxonomy places the organism in Eukaryota, Viridiplantae, Streptophyta, Magnoliopsida, Gentianales, Rubiaceae. The record is from the annotation of a GenBank genome assembly.
UGCGGAAGAUUCCUGCAGAAAGGGGCAAGGGCAAAUCUGGUAAAACGUUGAAUAAAAGCCUCAAAAGUCGAGAAAAUUGCUUUCGUUUCACCGUUUAACUCGUUGCAUCACCACCGUCACGACCAACAACGAAUUCCCAAAAUUAUCCCCGAUCCAUUUACCCAAGUCUUCUCCCAUCCGUUUAAUUCAGUCGCCUUCUCCCACACUCAAUCGUCUUUUCCACCUAACAAACUAAAAACUUCCGAUUAAGUCAAAUAUUUAUUCCGAUUAAGACGUCAAAAACCAGCCUCGAAAUGGUGUCGGACUCGGAGCUGAUACAACGACUGAGGGAGUUCCUCAGCGCGUCGGACUUGAACCAGACGACGACGGCGAUUGUUCGCCGGAAGCUGGAGGAGGAUUUCGGAAUCGAUUUGUCGGAUAGAAAAGCCUUUGUUAGAGAACAAGUCGAUAUUUACUUGGAAGAAGCCCAAGGAAAUGAGGAUAAUCAAGCAGAGGAGGAUGAAGGAGGAAGCGGUGCUGCUGAAGAAGAGGAGGAAGAAGAAGAAGUAGAAGACGAAGAAGAGGAUGAAUCAGGAGAAGCAGCUGAUGAAAAAAUUCCAGCUAAGAAAAGGUAAAUUUCAUUUUUUUUUUUUAAUUUUUAAAUUUACGUUUCUUCCUUGUGCACGGAAUGUUGCUGAUGGAAGGUCAAAUGAAAAAUGUUGAGACAAUUUGGAUUAUUAUAAUCUUGUGCACGUAAUCCGUCCUUGUCUGUCUUUUUUUUUUUUUUUCAGAUGUUAGUUUUAUUGGUCAAGUUUUGACUCAUGCAUGUUGCCUCUGAUAGAACCGUAAUCCAGAACUUAGUGCUUUUUUUGUAAUCACUGCAUUUGAGAUAGUCUUCACAGAAAUUUCAUUGGGUUCUGGGUACUGAAUCUUAUGUAAAAAUGUCAAUCGUGUGUACGGAGGGACUUGAACCUUGAAUGCCAAGUGGCAAAUAUUUUUUAGCGUUUCUUUGGCUAUAUGCUUAGGUUUGGUUAUAAUGAAAGAGUGCAGCUGUAAUUGAGUGUCCAAAUAAGAAACAAUGCUCAGAACAAGGAAGUUGUCUUUGCCCAUUCUGUGAUGGAUGUUAUGGUUCUUGCACCUUUUAGCUUGUUAUAAAUGACACCUCUAGUGAGAAUAGUGGAUAUCGUGAUACAGUUGACUUCGUUUUUUUAUGCAUGUCUAAGAACAUGAUUAAUAGGGAUGUUGAGUUUGCUAACUAAAUUGAAGACUGCCAGUUUGUUCAAUAAUUUCAAGGGUGCAUUUAUAGAGUUUCUAAUGCUUAUCUUAUUGUUAAAUCUCAAGGGGAUGGUUAAAGAAUAGUGCUACUGAUGUUGACCUUAUUAUUUUAAACUGGUUUUAACUUUUCUGUAAUUGCUGAUGAUAAGCAGAUGCUUUGCUAAAUUUGGCUGUUAUAAUUAAAGUUACACUUCCUCGCGAAGCGAGGAUCCUUUUGGCACCGGGGAUUGAUUAUGAAUAUGUGGCUUUGAGUUCACCUGCAGUUUUAACAGUCCCUGGUAUGAGAAUUUGCCCAGUCGUCGGAUGAUCACCUCUUCUGUGUUCCUUUUUCAUUAACAAAAGUCCACAAGUCGAUUUGCUAAGCUUAGUAAACUGGAUCUUUUAGUAACCAAUGGGCUUAUGAUGUUCGUGCUCCCAGUUUGUUUUCUUCAUUUUUCCAUGUUCGUUCAAUACAGCAUGCAUCAUCACCAACAGAAAGCAUAUUGUUUCCUACAAGAAGCCGGAACGAGGAGGCUGAAUUUCUUUUAAAUGAUGUAGGAUUUGAUUGACUUUCAAAUAUUAAAAUGUCAGUUGAAAAUAGGAAAUAUCAUUUCUGAAAUGCUGCCGCUUUCAAAGCAUCUGCAUUGUGGCAGGUCAAAAAAGAAGAAUGAAGAGGUCAAGAAAAGAGGCGGUGGGUUUACCAAGAUUUGCAGCCUUUCUCCGCAGCUUCAAAAAUUUACUGGGGUACCUGAAUUACCAAGAACAGAGGUUGUGAAGCAAUUGUGGAGCUAUAUUCGAGAGAACAAUUUGCAAGACCCAAGCAAUAGGAAGAACAUAAUUUGUGAUGUUACCUUAAGGGAACUUUUUGAUGUGGAUUCCAUAGACAUGUUCCAAAUGACCAAGGCCUUGGCAAAGCACAUCUGGCCGCUAGGAGCUAGUGAGCCACCUCCAGUAGCCUCUACAACAAAAGAUAAGCAGCGGAAGCAAGAUCGAGAAGAAGAACCUGAUGAACCAAAGAGAAAGGCAAAAAGGCAAAAGGGUGCCAAUUCAGCAUUUCUUGCUUCACUUCCUCUUUCUGAUGCACUUGUGAAGUUCCUCAACACAGGAGAGAAUGCAUUACCGCGUUCUGAUGUUAUCAAAAGAAUCUGGGAUUACAUCAAGCAAAACAACCUGCAGGAUCCGUCAGAUAGGAGGAUGAUAUUAUGUGAUGACAAGCUGAAAGAACUCUUUGAAGUUGAUACAUUCCAAGGAUUCACGGUAUCAAAACUUCUUAAAAACCAUUUCAUAAAGCCAGAACAAUGAGUUUACUGGGAGUGGCUAGUCCCGAGCUGGAUCCCAAUAAGGGUGGGAAAUUUUGCGUAGAGUUCAUAUGAACUACUGUUUAGCUUCUUUAUUAUUAUUUUUUUUGUUGGGUCUUCCACCCUUCCUAGCUUGUGCAUCUUUUUGUUAGCUCAAGGAGCGAGCUGUUAGGGAAAAGAGUGUGAAGACUUACUGUUACAAUAAUAUCAUUGUUAGCUCAAAAGGAGCCUCUCUUUCUUUUUUUUCUCCAUUGCUCUCUUUAUACUAAUGUAUUCCUUUCCUGAGAAAUGCGUUUUUUUUUUUUUGUUCUUUUUUUCUUUUUUUUGCUUUCAAAUCUG